Molecule: messenger RNA, 1281 nt
Organism: Peniophora sp. CBMAI 1063
Lineage: Eukaryota; Fungi; Basidiomycota; Agaricomycetes; Russulales; Peniophoraceae
Source: the annotation of a GenBank genome assembly
AUGACUUCCAUAGACGCUGUGACACGGAAGAUCGCUGCUCUCGAGCUUUCCAGCAAGCAGAAUACCACGGGCGCCGGCAACCCAUCACUCGCCUCUAAACCUCCACUACGUCCGGGCCACCAGAAGGCUGCCAGCCAAACCAAGGUUGCGGCGCUUCUCACCAAACUUGCUGCACCUGCACCCUUUCCCGAAUCCAAAUCUACUGGUGCUCUCGGCGCACAUACGAAGGGCGCAGCCUCUACUUCAUCACUUGCGUCUACUACGAAGGCACCCAAAUCCACCACCAAGGCUGCCGCACCACAAGACUUCGACAUCGGACACUACGACAAUGGCUUUGAGCGGGACAACGAAAAGCGAGGUUCCGUAGUAUCUGGAGAGGCUGCGAAGCUCCUCGCGCUUGAUUCGAGUGUUUCUGGCACGCGGCCAACACGUGAAUGGCGUCUCAAGGACUUCGAGAUUGGCCGUCCCCUCGGCAAGGGCAAAUUCGGACGAGUGUACAUGGUCCGCACCAAGGUCGAGCCACGCUUUAUCCUGGCGCUGAAAUGCCAGUACAAAUCGGAGAUCGUGGAGAACAAGGUCGAGAAGCAGAUUCGCCGGGAGAUCGAGAUUCAGCAGAACUUGCGGCAUCCGAACGUUCUGCGGCUGUAUGGCUUCUUCCACGAUGAGAAGCGGAUAUUCUUGAUGCUAGAGUUCGCGGCGCAGGGUGAGCUGUAUAAGCAGCUCACCAAGCCUCCGUUUCAUUUCUCUGAGAGCCGUUCAAGCCGGUACAUCGACCAAAUGGCGGACGCGCUCAGUUACCUCCACUCCAAGCAUGUCAUCCACCGCGAUAUCAAGCCUGAGAACGUACUGAUCGGUAUGAACGGCGAGCUGAAGAUCGGAGACUUCGGAUGGUCUGUACAUGCACCUGGCCUCCGCCGGAAGACCCUGUGCGGGACUCUGGAUUAUCUCCCGCCGGAAAUGGUUGAACGCAAGGAUCACAAUGAGAAGGUCGACCAUUGGGCGCUCGGAGUACUUGCGUAUGAGUUCCUGGUUGGCAAGCCGCCGUUUGAGGACCUGGAGGGCGGGCAGUUCGGCACAUACAAGAAGAUCGCCCGCGUACGAUUCAAUUUCCCUGCCGACCGUGCCUCACCUGAGGCCCGUGAUCUGAUCACGAAGCUUCUGCGUUACAACCCGGAAGAUCGCCUACCAUUCGAGGAGGUGCUCGUUCACCCUUGGAUCGUGAAACACCGCAAACCGAAAGCACGUCCUACAGCUGAGAAGGCUGCUACCACCUCUACUUAA